Molecule: messenger RNA, 3150 nt
Organism: Punica granatum (pomegranate)
Lineage: Eukaryota; Viridiplantae; Streptophyta; Magnoliopsida; Myrtales; Lythraceae
Source: RefSeq, a predicted model, not a curated record
GUUGAAGUGUCUGAGAGAGCGAUAUGGCACGAGAAGCCAUUCUUAAAACUUCUGUUAACAUCGGCAAGAAGACAAUGACAUGGCCCUCAGCUUCAGCUUCUACCUAGUACAUUGUUUCUAAGAGCUUACAUUAUUGUGCUGAAUAAAUGCUUCCUUUUGGAUGCUGAAGGGACUGUACUUGAGGAGCAGAAUGGAAUCAUCAGGUCAAACUGCAUUGAUUUUGUCUUGAUCGAACAAAUGUCUCACCAGGUGAGUUUGGGAGAAAUUAAAUUUAUUUAUAUUUCUUUUCAUUUCAGAUAGCUACUUUAAAAGCAUGUAUACAUAAGCAAAUUCAUAAAUUUCCUGUCCAAAGGAGAGUUACAUUCAAUUGAAACUAUAUAUAUAUAUGUAGCGAGUCGCAAUAUAGUGUUGUCAUAUUUAAUUCGCCGUUCUUUGGGAGGAUGCUAUGUUUUUCUAAUUUUUUGGAAGACAUCUUCCUAUUUGUGUAUACACACACACACACACACAUACAUACAGACACACACACACACACACACACACAUAUAUAUUGAUAACUGAUUCUGUCUUGGAUCUUGGGCAUGUGUCAAUUACCGUAUUGCAGUAUCUCCCGGUAGCAUCUGCUCUGCUCGUUGGAGGUUUGAUGGUAACAACCUUAACGCUUCAACAGGGCAAUGUGGUCUCUUCUUGGAACCAUUAUGUUACCACCUCCAUGUUCAUCGAAAUGACAAUACUUCUUGCAUUUGCCUUUGCUCUGGGGGGAGUGCGCAGCAGUUUAUCUCAUCUGCGCUGUGGGCCGGGGUGGCUGCUGGAGUGAUGGCCACGGUGAAAGCCAACGGAAGGCAGUUCUGUUUGAGGCCCCGCUUGUGUGGUCUCCUGUGACUUACACACCAAAGGUUCCACAUGUUUUUUCCAGCUUGGACCCGUCACAUGGCUGGCCAUACAACAGAACGAAAGAAUUGCAGCUUGCUAGGCCCUGUCGAGGUCAGUCCUUUUGUUUCUUUCAUUGGGCACGUAAUUAAAAAUAUCUACAUUUAUAUAGUAAUAAUAGGAAACCCCCGAGUUGGGGUAAGCGCUCCUAAGUUCCCAACAAGAUUUUUAUGCCAAUCCUAAUUUGUGAUGUAAGACUUUGAAAUAUCUGACAGUGACUGGACCCUUUGCAUUUAGUCCACCUCCUCCUCUUUGUAGACUGAUGACGUGUACUCUCCAAUUUGCCAUGUCCACUUCCACGUCAGUCCUUAGGUAUGGGCGCCAAACCCACCCCCAAGGAAAAUAAAUAAAUUUAUCAGCGUGAUUGGAUUCAAGUGAUUCCAAAUCGAAUUCGUCUCGUAUGAUUGGGAAAAAUUCAUACUUUUCAUAGUGAGUCAGCUUAACUAGAUCACACUGGAUUAGUCGAAUUCUGUUAAGCUUUUGAAUUCUCAAAUAAAUAAGUUUGUUUAUAUGUGUCAUUGGAUUGGAUCUAUCAUAGCACGAUCUUUGUUCGAAUUCUCAAUUCUAGCAUGAGCUUUCGAAAAUAAAAUAAAAAUGCACGACCUUUUAUUUUAGUAUCAAAUCUAGCACGAUCUUUACUUGAAUUUUCAAUUAUCGCAUGAUUUUUCGAAAAUAGAAUAAAAAUGCACAACGUUUCGUUUUAGUCUCAAAUCUAGCAUAACCUUUUGUUUUAGUUUUAAAUUAAAUAAAAAUACAUGGGGUUCACUUAUUAUGUUAUAUUUGAGACUAAAACGAAAUGUCGUGUUAGAUUUGAGAUUAAAAUCAAAGAUUGUGCUUUUUUGUUCUAUUUUCAAAAUGUCGUGCUAGAAUUGAAAAUUCAAGCAAAGAUCGUGCUAGAUUUAAAAUUAAAAUAAAAGAUUAUAUCUUUAUAUGUUAUUUUUGAAAUGUCAUAUUAGAAUUGAGAAUUCGCAUAAAAUUCGUGCUUUUUCAGCGUGAUUAACCCAAAAAUUUUUUGACAAUUCGCACGUAUGUAUGUAUUGUAUAUGUACAUAUUCGCUUUUCUUUUAUAUAAAUAACAUAAAAUCCUUUCCCUUCACUCCAAGAAAUUCCUUCCUUUCCCCACUUGAGUAGUCGACCCUCUCCUCGAAGAAAAGAAUAGCACAUCCAUCUCUUCCAAAAUUGACUCACAUCCAGGAAAUUCCUUAAUCACUUCUCUCUCUCUCUCUUUCACCCAUGUGGGUCCCCAUGAAUCCUUAUGGUUUUUCGAGAACAAGAAACACCCCCACCACCACCAGCGACGACAGUGAGAUCUCGAGUUCCUUCGCCUUCGGGUCGUUCUUCGAAGAUUGGCUCGUCCGCCAAGAACACUACCUAUAUGAGCUGCAAUCGGCAGCCAAAAACCUCCACGUGACCGGGAAACAGGACCUCGAGGACCUCACCGACCGCGUGCUCUCCCAUUACCAGCAGUACUAUGAUGAGAAGUCGAGGAUCAUGCAAACCGACGUAUCCAUCCUCUUCUCCCCACCAUGGCUAACACGCCUCGAGCGCGCCCACCUCUGGGUGGCGGGUUUCAAGCCUGGGCUGGUCGUUGAGCUCUCGCUGGGCUCGCUCGGCGGGGAGCUGACCCAGGACCAGGCCAGGAGGAUGGAGGAGGUGAGGAUCACGGCGAGGAUGAGGGAGAAGGAGCUGGACAAUGAGAUGGCCCAGCUCCAGGAGAGCUUGGCUUGCCCUCCCCUGCUCGGGGCCGCAAGGAAACGUGGGAAGCCGCUGCCCCUAAAUUGGAAGGUGAACGAGGAGGAGGCAGCGGCCGCAACCGGGGCCAUGAGGGCCAGGAUGGAAGAGGCGGUGGUGCAAGCGGAUUUGCUGCGGAUGAGGAUAGCCCUCGGGGUGAUGGAGAUACUCAACCCGGGCCAGAGAGUCAAGUUCCUCACCGCAGUCACGCAGCUCCUUCUCCGGCUUCGUACCUGUGGCUUGCAGAGAGAUGCUUGAGAGGAGAAGAUGAUGACAAUGUUUCUUUUUUUUUUUUUUGGGAGAUGCUUCCAAGUGGAGAUGUGACAUUGUCUGAGGUGGCGUGGCUGGUCCCUCGCACCCUUAAGUGGAUUUUGUUUUUUUCGUUUUUUUCCCUGUAUUAUUACUGAAUCAGUUUUCUGUCAUAAAAGACAUUAAUUAUGUACAAUGAAUAUUUAAGGAUAUUUUCAUCACGAGCAUCAUUUUUUAUUAUCA